Messenger RNA from Mus pahari (shrew mouse), 2546 nucleotides. It is a transcript of the gene Tacr1, whose product is annotated as tachykinin receptor 1. Gene Ontology annotation, biological process: G protein-coupled receptor signaling pathway; positive regulation of flagellated sperm motility. Gene Ontology annotation, cellular component: plasma membrane; sperm midpiece. Lineage: Eukaryota; Metazoa; Chordata; Mammalia; Rodentia; Muridae. Gene Ontology annotation, molecular function: substance P receptor activity. The record is from RefSeq and is a predicted model, not a curated record. The coding region runs from base 526 to 1749 and encodes 407 amino acids. The transcript is spliced from 5 exons.
UGGCAGUAGAGGCUCCAAGGGAAGCAACGGAAAAAGGGAGCUCACCAGUUGGAUGCGGACCUCAGAAGCCGGCCAGAGGACAAGAACUUUUAUGAGCAGCACAGCGAGCAGCUCUUCUUCCCCCCUCAAGCCCCCACCCAGCACCCAGCUUUGCCUUUCCCGCCGCUCGCUCGCAUGUUAGCAGGGAGUUGCUAGUAGCAGCAGGUGCCAAAAGGCGGGUUGUCUUGCCUUCUGGAACCAUGUGGAGUGCAGCUGCUUCAGUGCAAACAAGAGCCUAGCAUGAGAGUGGAAGAAUUUGGAGCGACCAGGCAAAGAGCAUAUACAGGAGAAGCAUUGCUCUUGUGAGCAAGUCUCCCGCUAACCAGGACUAAGUUCUGCCCAGGAAACUUCCCACCUCCUGGGUAGCAGGACUCAAGCCCUGCUACAAGGUCCUACAGGAAGGAGGGGUGUGUGUGUGUGUGUGUGUACUUCUGUGUGUACUUGUGAGUACCUGUAGACGCCAGGGCUUUGCUGCCUUGCCCCAAAAUGGAUAACGUCCUUCCUGUGGACUCCGAUUUCUUCCCCAACACCUCCACCAACACUUCUGAGUCUAACCAGUUUGUGCAGCCUACCUGGCAAAUUGUCCUUUGGGCAGCCGCCUACACGGUCAUCGUGGUGACUUCUGUGGUGGGCAACGUAGUGGUGAUAUGGAUCAUUUUGGCCCACAAGAGAAUGAGGACAGUGACCAAUUAUUUCCUGGUGAACCUGGCCUUCGCUGAGGCCUGCAUGGCUGCAUUCAAUACAGUGGUGAACUUCACCUACGCAGUCCACAACGUGUGGUACUACGGCCUCUUCUACUGCAAGUUUCACAACUUCUUCCCCAUUGCUGCUCUCUUCGCCAGUAUCUACUCCAUGACAGCUGUGGCCUUCGACAGAUACAUGGCCAUCAUCCACCCUCUCCAGCCCCGGCUAUCGGCCACUGCUACCAAAGUGGUCAUCUUUGUCAUCUGGGUCCUGGCUCUCCUGCUGGCCUUUCCACAGGGCUACUACUCCACCACAGAGACCAUGCCCAGCAGAGUCGUGUGCAUGAUUGAGUGGCCAGAGCAUCCCAACAGGACUUAUGAGAAAGCGUACCACAUCUGUGUGACUGUGCUGAUCUACUUCCUGCCUCUGCUGGUGAUUGGCUAUGCAUACACUGUGGUAGGGAUUACACUUUGGGCCAGUGAGAUCCCCGGCGACUCCUCUGACCGCUACCAUGAGCAAGUUUCUGCCAAGCGCAAGGUGGUCAAAAUGAUGAUUGUGGUUGUGUGUACCUUCGCCAUCUGCUGGCUGCCCUUCCACAUCUUCUUCCUCCUGCCCUACAUCAACCCAGAUCUCUACCUUAAGAAGUUCAUCCAGCAGGUCUACCUGGCCAGCAUGUGGCUGGCCAUGAGUUCUACCAUGUACAACCCCAUCAUCUACUGCUGCCUCAAUGACAGGUUCCGUCUGGGCUUCAAGCAUGCCUUUCGCUGCUGCCCUUUCAUCAGUGCUGGUGAUUAUGAGGGGCUGGAAAUGAAAUCCACCCGAUAUCUCCAGACCCAGAGCAGCGUGUACAAGGUCAGCCGCCUGGAGACCACCAUCUCCACUGUGGUGGGAGCCCAUGAAGAUGAGGCAGAGGAAGGUCCCAAGGCCAUGCCUUCGUCCUUGGACCUCACCUCCAAUGGCUCCUCUCGAAGCAACUCGAAGACCAUGACAGAAAGUUCCAGCUUCUACUCUAACAUGCUGGCCUAGGCAGCAGGCACAUUGCCAGGGCACAGUCACUCACCCAUCCUGUGUUGUUUAUUCAUGGAAGUCUUUGAUUUGGAAUUUGUUAGAAAUACCCUAACACUGGAGCUUUUGGGGAAAGGUCACAAUGGUUUAAGGAAAACGUUCCAUGCUGUAUUCAACCUGGAUUCCAUCCCGUCUUUGCCAACCAUCCUCCACGCUGGUGACCCAAGGCAGGUCAGUGAAUUUCUAUAAAAUGAGAAGGCUAUCCUCGGUUUCCCCUGAAGUUCAUCCCAUGAUUCCUGAAGUGACUUCAUCUGCAUGCAAGGUGCUUAUCUGGGGAGGAAUUCUGCAAGGCAGCAGACCUAUUUGCCUGGAGCAUCUAUCUUUCUUCAGCGAAGUCAUUCUCAGACAUGUGCAGACUAUCUCACACCACUCCAGCCUUCCACAGGACAGUGUGAGCAAAGGAAGAUGCCACCUAAAUCCUAAGGAAAGCUGUAUCCCCACUAAGCGCACAUGAAUGGAGGACACCUAUCGUUGUGACAUCUUGAUGUCUCAGUUCAUUUAAACAUCAUGGGAUUGACAAUAUUGAAUUCUUGUGCAUUAUGUCCCCAGUACAACCUACUCUUACUGAAUAUGUCUACACAAGCCAGCUGAUGUUCUAACCAAGAGGCAGGCAAUCCACUCCAGGCUUAACCUAUCUGAAACUCUUUUCCUUCUUUGUAAAGCAGCAGAGCUGAACCAAAUACUCUUAAAUGUUCCUUUGAGUCUCAGUGUUCCCUGGUUUAAUGAUGUAUAUACUUCAUUUUGCCUCUCUCUCUCUC